Cherax quadricarinatus is the source of this 2077-nucleotide messenger RNA. Lineage: Eukaryota; Metazoa; Arthropoda; Malacostraca; Decapoda; Parastacidae. The record is from RefSeq and is a predicted model, not a curated record.
AUCAUCAUCAAGGGAGCAGCUUUGAAAUAUUCAUGUCUGAGGAAGGAGUGUCACCAGGAGUGGAACAGCAGUAUCAGUGCAUCAUCUGCUAAGACUUACUUGCCACUGGAUGUACAUGAUGGAGUUGUCAUGACAGUAAUUCACGACAUUACUGGAGCCAUUCUCUUAAGAAAAACUUUCAACACAUGGAAUGCCUACACAUAUGCACAUGACCUGGCAUGGUGGGUUCAGAAGGUGAGGGCAGGACGGGUGGUAGUGAUGGCAGUGAGACGAGCGGGGACAUACGGGCUAGGGGCAGCUCUACCAACUCUCAUUGGUCUUGGCUCCCUCCUCGCCCCUCAUGCCCCUGCUUAUGCGCUCUGGGUAUGGGUGUUUGUAGUGGGUGGACGGACACUGAUUGAAACUGUGGUGGCAAACCCACAUCCUCUUCAUAAGUCAACGGUGACUUUAUGUUCUAACGUCUUAAUGCCACUUCCCCGAAACACAACCUUAUUUUUUAACACAAAAGUGCACAAUUUGCAGUUACGCCUUUGUGACAGUAAUGCAGCAAUGGGUCCCCUGUGUGAUCCCAUUUGGCCAAAGGUUAUGUCUCCUGUACUGUCAGUAGCAGAUGAGAACAGCAGAAGGCACACUGAAUCAGAAGUGGGAGUGGUAGUGUGUGCAGGGACACGCCUUCAGUAUUUAACACACACUCUCUCUCACUUGUUGAAGGUUAGGAAAGUAUCGCCAUUUAAGGUUUUAGUGGUUCUUGGUACUGAUCAUAAUGGUACACUUGAUUCUAACAUACAGUCUUUAUUGCAGCUAUUUGGUUUACAAUAUAAAAUUAUAAAUAGUCUCCCAGAUGUACUUUCUACCAACCAUCGCCUCUUUCAGUUUUACCGUGCUGCUUGGAAAGCUGGGGUAGAAACUUUUCCCAAUGCAAAAUAUUUAGCCUUCCUUGAUGAAGAUGUGGAGGUGUCCCCUGACUGGCUGGAGAUGCUGUUACAUUAUGCUCCAGCUCUGGAGCUAGAUGCUUCCCUCUGGUGUGUGUCUGGUAUUAGUGCAGCUCAUGUCAAUAUGUAUUCAGACCCCCGUUUAAUGAUGCGAGGAUCCAGGCAGCCUGGUUGGGGAUUUUUGGUUUUGAUUGAUGAGGCCAGAGCAGCGAUUGCAAUAUGGCCAGAUAAGUCUUCAAUAUCUCUGUUGUAUGAUACCUUCCUUUAUAAAAUAGUAGGCCGGGGACGAGAAUGCAUAUAUCCAGUCGUGAGUCGUUCACGGCACUAUGGUGUGGGUGUGAAUACCCUGCCAUACGUGCAUCACUUAUACUUCUUGGAGCGGCCGCUACAUGAUGGAUCACUGGUGAAGCUUCCUCCUAUGUCCUCCCUUACUAGAGAAAUAUAUGAGUCUCAGAUUUGGUCUCGUCUGUCUCGAGCAUCUCCUAUCACCAGGAACCCAUGUGCUUCAGGUUUCAUUAAACCUCCUGAAAUUAAUGAACCAAUGGACUUAGUAUUUUAUUUUUAUUUGGAUAAUCCUGAAAACUCACUGGAAUGGACAUUAUUGGCAGAAUGUGUAGGUGCAUGGCCGUACUCCACUCAGGGAAUGCACAGUGGCAGUGUAGAGCUACCACAGCCAUGGGGAGGAUCACUUUGGCUUAUAGGAGUCCCUGCUUCUCCCUACAAAUUCUUCAAACCUUUCCACAUUCCUGUUUGGUACCCUUCCACAGACAAAGCUUAUGAUGAACAGUCUUCAUUUGUAUCAUUUGUUAGGUCAAUGAAAGUCAUAUCUAACAGAACUUUACAUGUGGCUGCUAAUCAGUUAUUUUUACAAAAAUAUUAGAAAUAGUUUUACUGUUACCUUGUUUCUUUUAUACAAAUUUAUCCACUACACUUUCUUAAUGAAAACCAUUUUCUGUGACUGUACUUUGCAUUACUUUUAUUCUAAAGCUUGCAGAAGCCCAUCACCUAAGCAUGCAGUUGUACUGGACAUUACUAGAAUAUCAAACAAAAAAAAUCUAGAAUGGAAAGGAAUUGCAUAAAUGAAUUAAGUUGUGUAUACCUGAGUAAGAGAUAAAAAUGUGGCUGUGAUGUAAAAUACAUAAACA